AUGGCAAAAAGACUAUCAUUUCGAGUCCAUGGCGAUGUCCAAGGGGUCGGAUUUCGAUACUUCACUCGGAAGAAAGCAACAUCUUAUGGCGUGACCGGAUGGGUCAGAAACACAGCAAAUAACAAAGUCGAAGGAGAGGCUCAAGCCGAGGAUGAUAUUCUGCAAAAGUUCAUGAAGGAUGUUGAGAGUGGACCAAGCCACGCCACUGUGGAUAAGGUUGAGAAGCAGGAGAUUGAUGUGGUUGAAGGAGAGACAGGAUUUGAAGUUCGCAGGUAG
Messenger RNA from Cadophora gregata, 276 nucleotides. RefSeq lists its product as uncharacterized. Bases 1 to 276 code for a protein of 91 amino acids. NCBI's taxonomy places the organism in Eukaryota, Fungi, Ascomycota, Leotiomycetes, Helotiales, Ploettnerulaceae. The record is from RefSeq and is a predicted model, not a curated record. The transcript is spliced from 5 exons. Gene Ontology annotation, molecular function: acylphosphatase activity.